CACGCCAUUCGUUUGAGUAUUCGAACGCGUCGCGUCGUUCUAAAUUUAAAAUCGUUAAUUUCGCGCGCGAUGUGUGAAGUGCAUAUUUUGUUCUAGACUUUCAGUGCACUCUAGUUCUUUUUUUUGAUAUUACGAGCAGAUCGCCCCCGUCCAUUCCAAAGACUCAAAUUUGCUAAACUAUGAAUGAAAGUGUAGUGAAAUAAUACAAAAUGAAUAAGUUCAUGAAGAGAGUGAAGAUAUGGAGCGGGGUAUCCAGCCCGGCGGCUGUUGAGCUGAGUAAGAGCCAGUACUCCCUGGUCUCCACAGGGGAGCUCACGGCAGAGGCCCUUCAGGUCUGGCUGAAGCUGCCCAAGAGGAUCAAAUAUGACCCAGAGUUGAAGCCCUUCAGAGAACGAUACGAGAAGGAGAUCGCAAGCAGACAAGAGAGUAUACCUCUGAAGCUCAAGAACGGCUCCAAGCGACUACCGUCGGUGAAGUCAGCCCCACAUUUGGACAACAACCGCGUGGUAGAGGAGACGCCGAAGCCAGAUGGAGUCAGUUUCCUUGUGCCUGAUGAGGAGAACCAAAGUACUGACAGUGAUGAAAAGGCACGCAAGACUAUGCUGUCGUGUUUCCGACAUUACCUGAAGAUGUUCCUGCUGCUGGUGUGCUGGGUGUUCUUCACGCUGGUGUUCAUGCUGUACAACGAGAAGGAGGUCGUCACCAGACACUCUUCUGUCAAUCCGGGGGAAAUAAAGAAUUACCUCCUCAACAUAUCCGAUGAUCAGCUGACGAUCCUGACGAAGAUCUCCGGUCCCUUCCUCACCGAGCAGGGGGAGAAGAAACUGAACGUUACGGAGGUCCAGGACUCCCCCAAAAUUAUGUUCUGGUUGGAGUUCUGGGCGGACAACACGUAUGGGACUAAUGUCUCAGAAACAGAGAUAUCGGAACGGAAAUCGCUGCUUCUACACGACGACGAGUUGGACUUCAACACUGGUGAGCAGAGGAGUCUUCGGCUAAACCUCAAACCCAUAACCAAUGGUACCGGGAGCUUCGUCCUACGGAUGCAGUCUACGUCUAGCCAGGCUGCUCCCAUAACCCUGAGUUAUACCGUCAGCCCCAUAGAUCCGACCACUGGGGUCAUAUACUCCUGUGUACUGCUGUGCGGACUGUACGUGCUUAUUAUAUUUGAGAUAAUAAACCGCACGAUGGCUGCAGUGAUAGUGUCCACCACCUCCCUGGCGAUUCUAGCCAUGAUGGGGGAGAGGCCGUCCCUCCCCGAGCUGGUCUCCUGGCUCGACGUGGAAACCCUGCUGCUGCUGUUCAGCAUGAUGAUCCUGGUUGCCAUCAUGGCGGAAACCGGAAUGUUCGAUUUUCUGGCAGUAUUUACCUUUGAGGUGACGAAAGGCAAGUUAUGGCCGCUGAUCACACUGCUGUGUGCCAUCACGGCGCUGCUGUCCACCUUCCUCGACAACGUCACCACCGUCCUGCUCAUGACGCCUGUUACCAUCAGGCUAUGCGAGGUGAUGGAUUUGAACCCGGUGCCGAUCCUGAUGUCGAUGGUGCUGUUCAGCAACAUCGGCGGUACCGCCACGCCCGUGGGAGACCCGCCCAACGUCAUCAUCGCAUCCAACAGGAUCGUCGUGCAAUCAGGCAUAAACUUCGCGAACUUCACGAUGCACAUGACAUUCGGCAUUCUGCUGGUGUGCGUGCAGACGUACUUCCAGCUGCGGUACAUAUACCGGGACACCAACAAGCUGCGCCUUAACGACCCACGAGAGGUCCAAGAUCUACGUCAGCAAAUAGCAGUAUGGCGUCGCGCGAUCGAGUCCCUGCCGCUCCUGAGUCGGGACCAGCAGAUCGUGCGGGAGCGGCUGGAGCGGAAGAUGCACAAGCUGACCGCCCAGCUUAACGUCACCAUCAAGCAGAGCAAGAACAGGGUGUGCCCCAAGGACACCUUCCAGACCACACUCGAUCAGCUCAAGGAUAAGUACAAAAUCCGAGACAAGUACCUCCUGCUGAAAGCUGUAUUCGCCAUUACCUUCGUGGUGGCGGUGUUUUUCCUUCAUUCCAUACCUGAAUUGAACCGCGUAUCCCUGGGCUGGACGGCGCUGCUGGGCGCCAUCUUGCUGCUGACGCUGGCCGACCGCGAGGAUCUGGAGCCGAUACUGCACCACGUCGAGUGGUCUACGCUGCUGUUUUUCGCAGCGCUCUUUGUGCUUAUGGAGGCGCUAUCUAAGUUGGGACUUAUAGCCUUUAUCGGUGGCAUCACCGAGUCGCUCAUCUUACAAGUGGACGAAAAAGGACGAUUGGCAGUAGCCAUCCUGCUUCUAUUGUGGGUGUCGGGCAUCAGCUCGGCGUUCGUGGACAACAUUCCGCUGACGACGAUGAUGGUGCGCGUGGUCAUCGCGCUCGGCUCCAACCCUGCGCUCAACCUGCCCAUGACGCCGUUGAUAUGGGCGCUGUCAUUUGGCGCUUGUUUAGGAGGUAACGGCACGCUGAUCGGCGCGAGCGCGAACGUGGUGUGUGCUGGCGUGGCGGAGCAGCACGGCUACCGGAUCUCCUUCGUGCAGUUCUUCCGCGUCGGCUUCCCGGUCAUGAUAGGCCAUCUGUUCGUCGCAUCAGGUUACUUGCUGUUCUGUCACUGCCUGUUCGAAUGGCACUAGGUUUUGUAAAAGUUGCGUUUUGUGAUAAACUCUAAUUGUGGUAUCAGAGACUUUAACAUAAUGAUUAUUUGACGAUUUCUGCUAAACUGUAACAGAAAAUGUAUGGAGCUAAUGUCCAAUUCUUCACAAAAUUGAAGUAAUCAUAAAAUCUCUCUGAGUGCAGCCUUAACACAUGUUUGGAUCUGAACCAUAAAGUUAAUAUACCUAGCGGAAUAGAGCAACAAUCUCGAGCUG
Aricia agestis (brown argus) is the source of this 2879-nucleotide messenger RNA. Its product is annotated as P protein-like. Lineage: Eukaryota; Metazoa; Arthropoda; Insecta; Lepidoptera; Lycaenidae. The record is from RefSeq and is a predicted model, not a curated record. Gene Ontology annotation, cellular component: membrane. The coding region runs from base 210 to 2645 and encodes 811 amino acids. Gene Ontology annotation, biological process: transmembrane transport. The transcript is spliced from 17 exons.